Messenger RNA from Suillus subalutaceus, 1341 nucleotides. RefSeq names its product MFS general substrate transporter. Gene Ontology annotation, molecular function: transmembrane transporter activity. The transcript is spliced from 11 exons. The record is from RefSeq and is a predicted model, not a curated record. Gene Ontology annotation, biological process: transmembrane transport. NCBI's taxonomy places the organism in Eukaryota, Fungi, Basidiomycota, Agaricomycetes, Boletales, Suillaceae. Gene Ontology annotation, cellular component: fungal-type vacuole membrane. The coding region runs from base 37 to 1341 and encodes 434 amino acids.
GCCUGACCUCUUCUCUGCGUAUUGGCAGGAGAGGCCAUGUCCGAGAAGUCACUAAAUAUGAUAGAGGCCUUGCAGGGCAUUGACUAUGCGUCUGAAAUCAGCCAUGUCUUGUCUUACGAUGGGCAAAAAACAAGAGCAGCUGUUGACGAGAAAAUCCUGGAUGAAGAUGUUUCUCAAAAGCACGUAACACAUCCUGAUAAAGCACCAGAUGGAGGAUUAAGGGCAUGGCUUGUGGUUUUUGCCGCCGCAUUGGUUAUGUUCUCUACGCUUGGUUUUCUACUUUCAUGGGGUGUGAAUCUUCCAAGCGUAUUACGAGGAAAAUCUACUACUCCACACUUCUCCUUCAACUAUAGCAUGGAUCGGUUCUACGCAGGCUAUGCGCUCGCGUGCCUUCCAUCGCUUGCAACGGGGCGAAUGUUUGACCUGGGGUAUUUCAAAAUACCGUUCUUCACCGCUACCAGCAUCCUCGUCGCGUGCACUUUCCUAACCGCAGAAUGCACUCAAUUCUGGCAGUUCUUCCUAACGCAGGGCGUCGGCGUUGGGGUGAGCUGUGGUAUCAUGUGGAAUCCUGCGGUAGUCAUUGUGUCACAUUGGUUCUCCAAGAGACGUGGCUUGGCUUUGUCGCUCACCACCAUUGGGACUGCGCUCGGCAGCAUCGUGUUUCCUGUAGCGGCACAAAAUUUGAUUCCAUUAAUUGGGUUUAAAUGGACAGUCCGUGUGUUUGGACUCAUUUUGAUGGCUACCCUGGGGACAGCCAACGUAUUACUGAAACGACGGCUUCCACCCGUCAACGUUCGUGGGGGACUCUUCAAUCUCAAUGCAUUUCGCAACAAAGCGUUUACCACCUAUUGCAUCUCAGGAGUUAUGAUACUUCUAGGUUUUUAUACAGAGUUAACAUAUCUCCCUGUGAGCGCCGUAGCAAUUGGCGUCUCGAAAGAUUUUUCAUUCUAUAUACUCGCGAUCGCCAAUGCGGCAUCUGCAUUGCGUGUGUCAUUUGGGCUGAUGUCAGAUAAAAUCGGCGCCAUUAACACCAUGGCAAUUAUGACUGCUGUAACAGGGAUCGCGACAAUAGUUUGGCCAUUUGCUGAAACUGAAUCCCAGCUUAUCACGAUUGCCGCCAUCUACGGAUUCUCCCUCGGAGCAUACGUAUCUCUGUACUCUGCACCUCUUGUAGCAAUGGGGCAAAUGGAAGAUGCAGGGCGUCGAGUGGGAAUGUUCAUGUCCCUCAUUGCUUUUGGAGGCGUUGCAGGUCCUCCGAUAUCAGGUGCCAUCAGUAGCGCGACAGGAGGGUUCGUCGCUGCGGGUUAUUAUUCAGGCAAGUUUGUCAUGCACGACCUUUGA